GUCUGCAAGUAAUAUGCGUCACCUGGUGAUCGCCGCGCUUGUGGCCUGCCUCCUACUGGGAGUCACUUUGGCCGAUCCCGGACCAAACCCAGGCUUCCUCUUCAAGGGAUGCUGUGGGAGCGGCUACGGUGGCGGCUACGGUGGAGGCCACGGCGGUGGGUACGGUAGCAGCUAUGGUAAAGGUCACAAAGGCUACGGCAAAGGCCAUAAAGGUGGCAGCCAUGGCGGUGGUUACGGCGGCGGCCAUGGUGGAGGGUAUGGUGGCGGUCAUGGUGGAGGGUAUGGCGGCGGCCACGGCGGCGGCUACAGCAAGGGCAAAGGACUAGGUCUCUUCAAGUUUAAGUGUUGCAACUUCGGCUACGGUGGAGGCGGUUACCACUGAAGACAGCAAACCGAAGUCCCGUCCCGCGCCACGUAAGCCCUCCUCGCCUCUAGUACCCCGAACACCACCCAACUGCUCAUUGAAGAAAACGGAAGCAUUGAUCUUACACUGAAGCAAAAUGGCAUAACACAAGUGGAAACACUCGCAGGAAAGGAUCAUCUUUGUUUUUUUUUGUUUUUUUCUAUCCUUUUUUCCUGGAAGACAAUUUCUAUGUUGUUUUUCCUCUAUUGACAUUGUUAUCAUUACUAUUCUUUUUCACGCAAACAUUUGUUUACUCAAAGCCAUAAAUCAAGAAAUCUUAAAUUGAAUCAAUUUAAGUUAAAUACCAAUGCGAAAGGAUUUUUUUUUUCCAGAACAUCUAUUUCUUUAUAUAAUUUAUAUUAUUUAUACAGUUAUUAUUGAUUCAUCUGGUAGCCAUCUGUUUGAGUUCACCUUAGAGAAAAAAGGAAAAAGAUAAGUGUAUGUUAAACAAAUGACUGAAUAAAAGAUUAAAAAACGAAUAAAGAACACUAUCAAGCUAAAUCGAUCAUAAGCCAACCAUGGGAAUGAUUUGAUCUUACAUUCAAGUAUUUCUAUUUCUUGAUGUAAUUGCCAUUUUUUCUCGCUUGUGCACUUGUUUCUGAGCUCAUCCACUACAGAAAAACAAAACUAAAUUAAAUCAUUCCUAACCUGGUAGCAUUUUUCUACCUCCCCAUGUUUCCAAUUUUCGUGUGUGCCAUUAUCAAUUCAACUUUAUUAUUUUUUCUGUAAACCAUUUGUUAUUGACUUUACCUAAAACCAAUAAAGCCAUAUGAAAAAAAUAAUAA
Molecule: messenger RNA, 1188 nt
Organism: Portunus trituberculatus (swimming crab)
Lineage: Eukaryota; Metazoa; Arthropoda; Malacostraca; Decapoda; Portunidae
Product: glycine-rich cell wall structural protein 2-like
Exons: 3
Coding region: 14-382 (122 amino acids)
Source: RefSeq, a predicted model, not a curated record